AUGAAUAGACCACCCUCCAUGGACGAGAACAUAGUCGGACGUGAACUAACUUCCCCAAUUGCUGCAAAUCAAUAUCAGCAACAACCACAACCAUUGUCAUCGACAGCAAAAGAUGACACUUUGUUUGGCAAUGGCCUGUCGGCCACAAAUGAAAUACCAUCACGUAUCGUCGGCAACGGCGGCGGCUCAUGUCAAUACGAGAAGCGUGAACGAGUUGUCAUUACCAAAAAUGUUAUCGUUAUUGGUCUGGCAUUUAUGAUACACUUCACAGCAUUUCAUGGUACCUCAAAUCUCCAAAGUUCAGUAAAUUCUGAUAAGGCUCUGGGCACCACAACACUGGCUGUCAUUUAUGGAUCAUUAAUAUUAUCGAAUAUAUUUUUGCCAAUGUCCGUGAUAAGAUGGUUCGGUGUCAAGCUAACAAUGGCCUUCUCAUUCUUCGCCUAUAUGCCCUAUAUAGCAGCCCAGUUUUAUCCACGUUUUGUAACCCUAAUACCUGCUGGCCUAAUGGUUGGAUUUGGCGGUGGUCCUCUAUGGUGUGCCAAAUGUACUUACCUCUCCACCGUAGCUGAAGCCCUAACAUAUGUCCCGGGGCAAAAAUCACAAAAGGAUGAUAACACCGUGAAAUUUUUCGGUCUCUUCUUUAUAUUCUAUCAAAUGGCUCAGGUCUGGGGUAAUUUAAUAUCAUCCUCAGUGCUAUCAUUGGGUGGUCCAGCAGGUGAUUCCAAUUCAACAUCUUCCUCCAAUGAAACGGAUACUUCACAUUUGGUGGGCGAGUUGUGUGGUGCGAAUUUUUGUCCCAACAUUAAGGCGGAAGUUAAUCCAAAUCUGACACCACCUGAACCUAGUAAAAUUCAAUUAUUGAACUCGAUUUUCUUGGCCUGUAUGGUGGCUGCGGUGCUAUUGAUUAUUUUUGGAGUGGAUUCGUUGAAGAGAUAUGGUGCCAAAAAAGGUGAAUCGGGAGGUAAAGAUGCCUCAGGAUGGAAAUUAUUAUUGUCCACCCUGAACAUGCUGAAGAAACGUAGGCUAUUGCUAAUGCUGCCCAUAACCAUGUUCAUUGGUCUGGAGGAGGCAUUUUUGGCUGUGGAUUUUACAAAGUCCUUUGUUGCCUGUGGCUGGGGUAUUUCCAACAUUGGCUUUGCCAUGAUUUGUUUUGGCGUUGCCAACGCCAUUGCGGCCGGAUUCGCUGGUGGUAUUGCAGAGAAAUUUGGUCGUAUUAAUCUGGCAAUAUUGUGUGCGGUAUUAAAUCUAUCCCUCUUCGGUUAUAUGUAUUUCUAUGAAGCCAAACAGGGUGACUAUAUGAAAUAUUGUGCCUUCGCUGCCAUAUGGGGUAUUUGUGAUGGUGUUUGGUUGGUUGUUAUCAAUGCUUUUUAUGGCAUCUUAUUUCCCAAAGAUUUGAUUGCCGGUUAUAGCAACUUUCGUUUAUGGGAAUCAACUGGUUCGGUCAUUGGCUAUAUUAUAAGUUCGCAGUUUUGUACAUCACUGAAAUUGAUUAUAUUAAUAUGUGUCCUACUAGUAGGGUGUACUGGAUAUGGCAUUUGCGAAUAUCGUGUCAAUAAGAAAUAUAAACAACUGAAGGUUGUUAUAAGUGAUAAUAUAUAA
Messenger RNA from Musca vetustissima, 1599 nucleotides. Its product is annotated as UNC93-like protein. The transcript has 6 exons. Gene Ontology annotation, biological process: regulation of muscle contraction; regulation of potassium ion transport. Gene Ontology annotation, cellular component: plasma membrane; striated muscle dense body. Lineage: Eukaryota; Metazoa; Arthropoda; Insecta; Diptera; Muscidae. Gene Ontology annotation, molecular function: potassium channel regulator activity. The coding region runs from base 1 to 1599 and encodes 532 amino acids. The record is from RefSeq and is a predicted model, not a curated record.